Ochotona princeps (American pika) is the source of this 2222-nucleotide messenger RNA. It is a transcript of the gene ZNF3, whose product is annotated as zinc finger protein 3. The record is from RefSeq and is a predicted model, not a curated record. Gene Ontology annotation, biological process: negative regulation of transcription by RNA polymerase II. Lineage: Eukaryota; Metazoa; Chordata; Mammalia; Lagomorpha; Ochotonidae. Gene Ontology annotation, molecular function: DNA-binding transcription repressor activity, RNA polymerase II-specific.
GGUGUUUGAAAGGAUCUUUGUGCUUUUGUGUCUUCAGCGCUUCCUCAUCCCACUCGGAACCUGCUUCCGGCUGCAGCUGCAGAGAGGACACCCGGGACCCAUGGAAACGCAGGCUGACCGUGUUCUACAGGAACCUCAGGCCCUGCUAGAGAGUGCGCUUUCUGCCUCCAAAGUUCCUACGUUUUCCGACAAGGACAGCCUGGGAGAUGAGAUGUUGGCAGCUGCGCUCCUCAAGGCCAAGUCCCAGGAGCUGGUGACAUUUGAGGAUGUGGCUGUGUACUUCAUCUGGAAGGAGUGGAAGCGUUUGGAACCUGCGCAGAGAAGCCUCUACAGGGAUGUGAUGCUGGAGAAUUACGGGAACGUGUUCUCACUGGAUGGUGAGACCAGAACUGAGAACAAGCAAGACAUUUCUCAAGAGAGAGGAUCCCACGGGGUGCUAUUGGGAAGAUUCCAGAAGGACAUUUCUCAGGGCCUUAAGUUUGAAGAAGCCUACAAACAAGAAGUCAGUCUAAAGAAGCAGCUUGGGCACUCCUCGGGCAAACGAUUAAACAGGAAAAUGCAGGUGACGGUUGGCGAGAAGUUCACGCCCACAGAACAGAGAAGUGAGAAGUACAACGAAUUUGAUAGCAGCUUCACUGUGAGUCCCAACCUGAUUUCACAUCAGAGACUUCCUAUGGGAGACAGACCUCAUAAGUGUGAUGAAUGUAGCAAGAGCUUUAAUCGAACUUCAGACCUUAUUCAGCACCAGAGGAUCCACACUGGGGAGAAGCCCUAUGAAUGUAGUGAGUGUGGGAAGGCCUUCAGCCAGAGCUCACACCUGAUUCAGCACCAGAGGAUCCACACAGGCGAGAAGCCCUACGAGUGUAACGACUGUGGGAAGACCUUCAGCUGCAGCUCAGCUCUCAUUCUGCAUCGGAGGAUCCACACCGGAGAGAAGCCUUACGAAUGUAACGAGUGUGGGAAAACCUUUAGCUGGAGCUCCACCCUCACUCACCACCAGAGAAUCCACACUGGCGAGAAACCCUAUGCUUGCAAUGAAUGUGGAAAGGCCUUCAGUAGGAGCUCCACCCUUAUCCACCAUCAGAGAAUCCACACUGGAGAAAAGCCCUAUGAAUGUAACGAGUGUGGGAAGGCCUUCAGCCAGAGUUCUCACCUCUAUCAGCACCAGAGAAUCCACACUGGAGAGAAACCCUAUGAAUGUAUGGAGUGUGGAGGGAAGUUUACUUAUAGUUCAGGCCUUAUUCAGCAUCAAAGAAUCCACACCGGGGAGAAUCCCUAUGAAUGUAGCGAGUGUGGGAAAGCCUUCAGGUACAGCUCAGCUCUUGUCCGCCACCAGAGAAUUCACACUGGAGAGAAGCCUUUGAAUGACGGGUAUGAGCAAAAGCUCUCUCAGAGUUCCUGCUGAAUUAAAUAUCAGAGAGUCCACUUGAACGGGAACCACAGCUCUGUCUUCCUCUCUUCCUGCCUUACUAACCUAAGUACGCACAGCUUAGGAUGUGUCCCUCCAGCUUCAACCUUCCACCGUAGAGACUGGGGCACACUGGGUAAAUCACCCUGGUAUGGGGACCAGUGACCUAGUAGCCUGGAAAAAUUAGGAGGCAAGCAGCAGAUGAGGUGCUGGGAUUAGAAGGAAACGCUGCGGCCAGUUGCCCCAUUUCAAAGGAGUUUGCACUAAAGCAUUUUUGUCACACCAGAGGAGCCUUUCUGACAUGGGGUUGGAAGCACAGUGGGAGCAGAAUUCCAGGGAUUCCACGAGGCAGGGCUGUCACAGCACACAGGGCAGUGGAAAGAUGUUCUGGGUCCUGCUGUCUCCUAGCAGCGGGAGAUGCAGACCGUACUGCAAAACCCCUGUUUUUCCAAACCAGCGUUAAGUUGCAGAAAUGUGCUGUUUGUUUUAAUUAAUUACGGCCAUCUGGGGCUGAGGGGUUUGUUUUACUGAGUUAUUUAUUUUUUUAAUGUCUAAUUGGUAGGGCUCUUGGAUCAGCAAGACCAUGUUUGAGAGAAACCUGGCAAUAUUAUACACAGACCCUUUCUCUUUCCUGCUGUGAUGGGACUGACUGGGAAGGUGAUCAGUGAGAAGGCCUCUGGAGUCUGUCCUCCCCCUUGCUCCUACGAAGAAAAGUGGUUUAAUCCCAGCCCUAGUUAGCAAGGGUGCUUGCAGGAAGCUCACUCGGCCAGCCUGCCCAGCCCUCUGACGCCUCUGACAUCUGCCCCCAGCAGCC